Molecule: messenger RNA, 7296 nt
Organism: Penicillium longicatenatum
Lineage: Eukaryota; Fungi; Ascomycota; Eurotiomycetes; Eurotiales; Aspergillaceae
Gene: ags2
Product: alpha-1,3-glucan synthase Ags2
Exons: 6
Coding region: 1-7296 (2431 amino acids)
Biological process (GO): fungal-type cell wall (1->3)-alpha-glucan biosynthetic process
Cellular component (GO): fungal-type cell wall
Molecular function (GO): alpha-1,3-glucan synthase activity
Source: RefSeq, a predicted model, not a curated record
AUGUUCGUGACGAUGUAUUGGAAACGCACAAGCUUUGUGCUUGCUCACCUCGCGGCCGUGGUAUCAUGUUGGCCUUAUGAUGAUGCCCUCACUGAAUAUAACCUCAACGAAAAUCAGACAGCAACCAACCCGGCCGAGUACUGGGGAGAAUGGCCCAAUCAUACAUACCACCCAUCACCAGAAAACUGGCGCUUCCCCAUAUAUACUCUUUUUCUCGAUCGAUUCGUGAACGGUGAUCCAACCAAUGACAACAUCAAUGGAACACUCUUUGAGCAUGAUUUGGACUCCAACCAGAUGCGUCAUGGUGGUGAUGUCGCUGGACUGAUUGACACGCUUGAUUAUUUACAAGGAAUGGGCAUCAAGGGAAUAUAUCUUGCUGGCCUUGUUUUGAUGAACCAGCCUUGGGGCGCAGACGGCUAUUCUGCAUUGGAUACCACAUUGCUAGAUCAACAUUUCGGCACUAUUGAUACUUGGCGAGCUGCAAUCACAGAGAUCCAUGACCGUGGCAUGUAUGUGAUUUUCGACAACACGGUGGCAACUAUGGGCGAUCUGAUUGGUUUUGACGGAUACCUCAAUACGACCACACCAUUCUCAGUCAAAGAACACAAAGCGCAAUGGAAGUCAGACCGUCAAUAUGUCGACUAUAACUUUGGGAACUCCUACAAUGAUACUUGUGAAUACCCUCGUUUUUGGAAUGAGACUGGCUACCUAGUAGACCAGUAUGUUCGCGACGAAUUAAAAGGCUGUUACGACAGUGACUUCGACCAAUACGGCGACAUCGAAGCGUUUGGUGUCUACCCAGACUGGCAACGUGAACUUGCCAAAUUCGCAUCUGUACAGGACCGUUUACGCGAAUGGGUACCUACAGUCAGAGAGCGAAUCAUUAAGCACUCGUGUAUGAUCAUCUCUUCACUCGACAUUGAUGGCUUCCGGUAUGACAAGGCUACACAAGCCACGGUUGAUGCCUUGGGCGAUAUAUCUGGCGCCUAUCGUGACUGUGCUCGGCGAGUUGGCAAGGAGAACUUUUUCCUACCAGGAGAAAUUACCAGCGGAAACACUCUGGGCUCGGUCUUCUUGGGGCGGGGUAGGCAGCCAGAUAUGGUGCCUAAGACGCUUGAUCAGGCUUUUCGUCUCACGAACUCUUCUGAUACUCUGUACUUCCUGCGGGAUGAAAAUAAGCAGGCUAUCGAUGGAGCUGCUUUUCAUUACUCCAUUUAUCGCUCCCUCACUCGCUUUCUUGGCAUGGAUGGCAAUUUGGCCGCUGGCUAUGAUGUCCCAGUCAAUUGGACAGAAGCUUGGUACGAUAUGGUGCUCACCAAUGACCUUGUCAACGCGAAUACUGGCAAGUUUGAUCCCCGCCACAUGUACGGGGCAACAAAUCAAGAUGUUUUCCGAUGGCCGGCUGUGGAGUAUGGACUCGAGAGACAGCUACUAGCUCUUUUCAUUACAACACUACACAUGCCCGGCAUUCCACUACUACUCUGGGGUGAAGAACAAGCAUUUCAUACUUUGGAUGCAUUGGCUUCCAAUUAUAUUUAUGGUCGGCAAGCGAUGUCGCCUGCGACUGCUUGGAAAACUCAUGGCUGCUUCAGCCUCAACUCGACUCAAUACUUUGACUGGCCAAUCAAGUCUGGCCGAGAUGCCUGCCACGAUGAGAGUGUCACAUACGACCAUCGAGAUCCCUCGCACCCCAUCAGGAACACGAUCAAGCAUAUGUACCAGAUGCGGGAGGACUAUCCGGCUAUGAACGAUGGUUGGUGGAUCCAGUUGCUGUCUAAUCAAACUCAUGAUGUUUACUAUCCUGGUUCGAAUGGAAUCGCGACUGAAACGGGCAUGUGGUCUGUUCUAAGAAGUCCUUACACUCAAAAGCAAGAUCUUGGGAAAGCAGGGAAUCAGACUGUCUGGUUUGUGUACCAGAAUGACAAUCACACAGUCACAUACGACUUUGAUUGUUCCGAUCCCAACCGGGCGCUUAUUGCUCCCUUCGGGACGAAUACCACAGUCAAAAAUUUGUUCUAUCCACAUGACGAACUGACCCUGGAGAAAAGUACCACCAAGCUGCACCUCAACGCUUCUUCAGUAUGGAAUGGCUGUCUGAGCAAUUUAACCCUUCGUGCUUAUGAAUUCAGGGCCUACGUCCCUAAAAGCAAAUUCCACCCUCCACGGCCUAUGAUCACGAAAUUCACUCCAGGCCACGAUGUUCCAGUGCUUUCCAAAGCCCAACCUGGAGAAAGUGAGAAUCUUCAGAUUGGUUUAUACUUCUCCACGGAAAUGAACUGCAGCACGGUCACUCAAGCCAUCACCCUUGAAUCAACAACAGAAACUGGGGAGACGCCUUCAAUUGAUAAGAACACCAUCAAUUGCCGACUUGUGAACCCGGAAUAUUCAAAUCUCACUGGCCAUAUACCCAGCGCCUGGGCAUGGACAGCGACUCUAAAUGGGGUAUAUAACGGAGUGCACCGACUGACCGUCAGCAACGUGACCAGUAGCGACGGAAGGAAAACUAACGCCAUCGAUCACUUUUUGAUUCGUAUCGGGCAGCAUGACAAUCCGAUAACUUUCACAUCUGCCAAUUACUCCAGCAGCUUGCUUCACAAACACGAGAACGGCUCACUGUUCAUUCAACAACAUGCAGCAGGGGCCGAUCUGUAUCGGUACUCAACCAACUGGGGCAGCACAUUUUCAAAAUGGCUUCCGUACCAAGGCGGCAACCACACGAUUGAAAAACAGCAUUGGUCAGGAACAAAGGCCCAAGAGUGGAAGGGGGAGCACGUUCGUGUUGAAUACUGGAAUCGUUUUACGGGAAGCAGCGAUUACGUUCAGCAAGGUGAUACCCCUGACUGGGACGCUGGAAUGCCACGACGAUUCCCUCAUUUAUUCUUCAAUGGGCCGUUUAAUGAAUAUGGUUAUGAUGCUGGAUUGCCGAAUGCCGUGAAACAGGCUGCCGAUCGUUUAUGGAAAUUCCGAUUUAUGGCCGAGUGGCCUGCGCAGGGCCAACUGAACGUCUGGGGAAUUAAUCCGAAUGGACAACCUGAUCAGGGCUAUAUUUUUGGAGACUCAGACGGAGAUUCCGUCUUAGAUCGUCUUCCUCCUUCUUCGCUCAAAACGACAGCAAUAAACAUCACGCGUCCUCCGCCUAGUCCACAUCUAGCGUGGAGAAUCGAACUUGAUGAUGCGACAUUGAAGUUCAAGCUUGUGCCCGCGGGAUCAAAAUAUGUCCAAAUGGCGCUCUUUUUCAUGCUUUGGAUCAUCCCCGUUCUAAGUGCUGUGGCAUGUGCGACCGUUUUCAUGAAGUCAUUCUACCGUAUCAAAUUCAAUCAGGUCGGUGUGAGUGAGAAGAAAACCUUGAUCUCAAUGGACGUUCUCAACAGAUUCAAGCUCGACAAUGUGGAGGCCGGAGGGUCCAGAAACUUUUUUGUCCGCUUGGCGAACAAGUCCAAAUUCUUGCAAAGCAACUCAGCUUUUGGCAACCGAACAUCUCAACGACGCAAGGUUCUGGUCGCAACAAUGGAAUAUGAUGUCGACGACUGGGGAAUCAAAAUCAAGAUUGGCGGACUGGGCGUGAUGGCACAAUUAAUGGGAAAGCAGCUCGGGCACGAAGACCUUAUUUGGGUCAUUCCUUGUGUCGGGGGUGUGGAAUAUCCCAUUGAUAAACCGGCCGAAUCCAUGUUUGUAAUGAUCCUUGGAAACUCAUACGAGGUCAAAAUCCAGUAUCACUACUUGAGAAACAUCACCUAUGUCCUGUUGGAUGCCCCCGUCUUUCGUCAACAAACUGUUGGAGAACCUUACCCGGCACGCAUGGAUGAUAUGGACAGCGCGAUCUAUUACUCUGCGUGGAAUCAAUGUAUUGCUCAGGCCAUGAAGCGAUUUCCUAUCGACUUGUACCACAUCAAUGACUACCACGGAGCGAUUGCUCCGCUCUACCAGCUUCCUGAGACGAUCCCAGUUUGCCUUUCACUACACAACGCCGAAUUUCAAGGAUUGUGGCCAAUGCGAACACAGAAAGAAAAGAGUGAGGUGUGCUCCGUAUUCAAUCUCGAUAUAGAUGUCGUCACUCGCUAUGUUCAGUUUGGUGAAAUCUUCAAUCUAUUGCAUGCUGGUGCGAGUUAUCUACGUCUCCACCAGCAAGGCUUCGGAGCAGUUGGAGUGUCAAAGAAGUAUGGAAAGCGGUCAUAUGCGAGAUACCCAAUCUUCUGGGGUCUACGAAAAGUUGGCAAUUUGCCUAAUCCUGAUCCCUCCGAUACAGGUGAAUGGAAGAAGGAACUGCCUAAAGAAAGCGAGAUCAGCGUGGACAACGAAUUCGAACUCGGCAGAGCUGAGACCAAGCGCCAAGCACAAGAAUGGGCUGGUCUUGAACAGGCGCCUAAUGCUGACCUUCUUGUCUUCGUGGGAAGAUGGUCUAUGCAGAAAGGUAUAGACCUCAUUGCCGAUGUUAUGCCAGGCGUUCUUGACGCGCGACCAAAUGUCCAGCUGAUUUGUGUGGGCCCAGUCAUUGAUCUUUAUGGUAAAUUCGCCGCACUCAAACUGGACAGGCUGAUGAAACUAUACCCGGGCCGAGUGUGCUCAAAACCGCAAUUCACAAUUCUCCCUCCAUUCGUUUUCUCGGGAGCAGAGUUUGCUUUGAUCCCAUCAAGAGAUGAACCGUUUGGUCUUGUAGCCGUCGAGUUUGGCCGCAAAGGUGCUCUUGGUAUCGGCGCUCGAGUCGGAGGACUUGGACAAAUGCCUGGUUGGUGGUAUACUGUUGAGUCCACGACAACCUCCCACCUGAUUAAACAAUUCAAGCUUGCGAUUGACAGCGCUUUGAACUCCAAGCCUGAGACGAGAGCCAUGAUGCGCGCAAGGUCGGCUAAACAACGGUUCCCAGUCGCGCAGUGGAUUGAAGAUCUGGAAAUCCUUCAGUCAACAGCUAUGCGCGUUCACAACAAGGAACGUGCCAAGUCACAGUCUCAAUCCUCUGCGGCGUCGGCGUAUAAUGCUAUUUACGGAAUGAUGACACCCCAGGCUGCGGUGUCAACAAAAUCUAAUGCGUCCAGCGGUACCCUUACCCCACCUUUGCAGUCGAGUCGUCCUGGGACGAUGGGCUCAAUGCAAAGGAACUCCGUUGUCUACAGCCGUGAUCCCAGCCCCGGUGGCGAAAGUAGACCAAAAUCAGGUCUCAGCCGCCAGGUGUCCUUCGGGAUCCGGCCUGUCUCUGCUCCGCUAGAAAGCCGUGGACGACGGGAUCCUAGUAAAGGCGGUUUUGAAGAUGUGGAUGAGAACGGAGAAGGGUCUUCUAGUACUCCAUCCCCAGUCGCUGAGGACGACAGUGAUGAUGAGAUCCUGUCCACCAUAUACGGCGAAGACGAUUAUACUAUAGGACCUGAAAUGCUCGAGACUGGACGCCGAAUAGAUACACCUCCCCCGGGCGCUCAGCUUGCUGGAAUUCCUCUGACUCGUGAAGUUCUCUCAGCUCGCCAUGCAAAUCAACCCUCUGCCCGCUCCAGUGGCACACCAUCCAGCUCCGCUGCGCCAAGCACGACAGGGACGGAUGAUACUCUUCUUCCGCCAUCCCGACCUUGGGCAGAUGCAGGGAACCGUCUAAGUAAUGCGUCACAGCUUUCAUUUGACUCGGUUGUUGGUGACAAAAAGGAUUACAAACUUCAAAAGGUGGAUCCUACCUUCACGGACAGCAAUGGCGAGUUCUACCGAGCAUUCGAAAAGAAACUCGAUGAUCUCAAUGGCUCGAACUCCGAUUCCCAAUUAUGCAUUGAGCAAUACCUCGAAAAGAGUGAAAAGAAAUGGUUCGACCGGUUCAGAGAUGCUCGCCUUGGGCGAAACCAAUCUCCAGCUGCAUCUGUGCAAUUUGCCAAAAAUGGCAGUGGUUCCCCUUCAGGAUCCAUCAAUAACGACGACUCAACAUCUCACGAAAGCGGAGUCCCAGAAAGAAAAGAAGCUACCGGAGAUGAGUUCUUCCUUGGAGAAGAUUACGUCCCACCAACCGGACUCAAAAAAUGGAUGCAGAUGCGCAUUGGAGACUGGCCCGUUUAUUCACUCUUCCUAGGUCUUGGUCAGAUCAUUGCUGCCAAUUCUUACCAAAUAACCCUACUCACAGGUGAAGUUGGUCAGACAGCAGAGAAGCUUUACGGAAUCGCAACAGUCUACCUCAUCACAUCAAUACUGUGGUGGCUUUUCUUCCGUUUCUACAAGUCUGUCCUUGUUCUUACUGUACCAUGGUUCCUGUACGGCCUUGCAUUCCUCAUCAUCGGUCUUGCCCAUUAUGAGCCUGAUUCUUAUGCUCGGGGUUGGCUCCAGAAUGUUGGCAGUGGUAUCUAUGCCGCUGCCUCGUCCAGUGGCUCUAUCUUCUUUGCGCUGAAUUUCGGUGAUGAGAGUGGUGCUCCGGUCAAGAAGUGGGUUUUCCGUGCUUGUCUUAUUCAAGGCACACAGCAAGCCUAUGUCAUUGCUCUUUGGUAUUGGGGUUCAACACUGACCAAAGCGUCCAACGCCGGUGUUGCCGAUAUCCAAGGAAAUGUCACGAACACUUGGAGAAUGACGGCUGCCUGUACGCCGAUUACAAUAUUCUUGUGGAGCGUCGGACUGAUCGUAUACUUUGGCUUGCCAAACUACUACCGCCAAACACCGGGUAAAGUCCCAUCAUUCUACAAAUCCGUCUUCCGGCGAAAGAUCGUGCUCUGGAACUGGGUUGUCGUUAUCCUCCAGAACUUCUUCUUGAGUGCUCCAUAUGGUCGAAACUGGAAUUUCCUCUGGAUAUCCAACCACGCAAAACCAUGGCAAAUCCUCCUCCUCUGUGUGGCAUUUUUCGGUUUCGCCUGGAUAGCAAUCCUAUUCGGUCUAGCCUGGGUCUCCCGAUACCAUAGCUGGAUUCUACCAAUAGUAGCGUGUGGUCUCGGCGCACCACGUUGGGCCCAAAUAUGGUGGGGAACGUCAGGAUCCGGUCUUUAUCUCCCUUGGGCAGGUAGUUACACCUCCGGAGCACUAGUAUCCCGGAGUCUGUGGCUAUGGCUUGGUGUCCUCGACGCACUGCAGGGUCUGGGAUUCGGCAUGAUUCUCUUGCAGACUCUGACGCGGAUGCAUAUUUGUUUUACAUUGCUUGUUUCGCAGGUUCUGGGUUCAAUCGCCACUAUUUGUGCGAGGUCGUUUGCGCCUAAUAGGAUUGGUCCUGGGCCUAUCUCGCCUGAUAUUACGGCUGGUGCGGAUGCAUUGGCUAAUGGUUGGUUUUGGAUUGCGCUUAUAUGCCAACUUUCGAUCUGUGCCGGCUUCCUCAUGUUCUUCCGUCGUGAACAACUCUCCAAGCCUUGA